AUGACCCCUGACUAUUUAAGAGCUGUUGAGAAUAAUCUAACAGAUUCAUGUACAACAGCAAUAUCAACAACCUGCGGUCUGGCGGAACAACAACCUAAAGUUAAACAGCCGCAAGCGGUAGGGCAACAGCAGCAGCAAAUACAUAUACAAAAGCAAUAUCAACAACUUGCGAAACCACAACCGUCUUUAGCUCCAGAAAUGCCACAACAACCAGUAGUUCAGCAGCAGCAAGCGAUAGGACACCAACCUGUUGUUCAACAACAACAGCAUGUUGUUCUACAACAACAGCUUGUUGUUGUUCAACAACAAUCUGUUGUUCAACAACAACAACCUGUUGUUCAACAACAACAACCUGUUGUUCAACAAAAACAGCAUGUUGUUCAACAACAACAACCUGAUAUUCAACAACAAAAACCUGUUGUUCAACAACAGCCUAUUGUUCAACAACAACCUAGUGUGAUAAAAUCUUUAAAAUUCAUUUUCAGAAAAGUAUGA
Messenger RNA from Eurytemora carolleeae, 495 nucleotides. Its product is annotated as general transcriptional corepressor trfA-like. The record is from RefSeq and is a predicted model, not a curated record. The coding region runs from base 1 to 495 and encodes 164 amino acids. The transcript has a single exon. NCBI's taxonomy places the organism in Eukaryota, Metazoa, Arthropoda, Copepoda, Calanoida, Temoridae.